UCUCUCUCUCUCUCUCUCUGUAAAAAAGACAGAGACAAAACCGUGGAUCUAUCUCAUCCCACCAUUCUCUUCCUCCUCUGCUCAAUCAAUCAAUUACCCAUCCUCAACGCCUCUCUCUCUCUCUCUCUCUCUCUCUCUCUCUCCUCCAAGCCCCCCAGAUUAGGGUUAGAUCCCGAUCCCGAUCCCCCCCCCCCUCUCUCUCUCUCUCUCUCUCUCUCUCUCUCUCUCUCUCUACACAUGCAUACAUAUUGAGAUAUCCAGAUAGAUCGAUUCAGAUCUAACCCCAACAAACCCCACUCCCAUCUCCAUACCCUCCCUCCCCUAUUACUCUCUCUCUCUCUCUCUCUCUCCAAUUCCACUUCCCUCUCUCCUCCAUCCCCAAUUUCACCAGACACUUUCUCUCCAUAUUUAUCGAUGUCUUCUCUCCGUCCAGAUCUGACUACCAAAAUCUACCCCGAACCCUACACCACCUCAACCGAGGAGGCGGAGGACCACUUCGACCUCCUCCCAGACUCCCUCCUCCUCCUCAUCUUCAACCGGAUCGGCGACGUCAAGGCCCUCGGCCGCUGCUGCCUCGUCUCCCGCCGCUUCCACCUCCUCAUCCCCCAGGUCGACAACGUCCUCGUCCGCGUCGACUGUGUCAUCUCCGACGACGACGCCCCCUCCUCCUCCUCCUCCUCCUCCGCCUCCGGAUCCGACAAGUCCCGCUCCUCCUCCGCCUUCUCCGCCCUCUUCCGCGCCCUCCUCGGCCCCAUUGCCAAGCCCUUCCAAGCCCUCGGCCAGCUCCUCGGCCCCAAACGCCCCAACUCCUCAUCAGCAGAGGACGACGAUGAAUUUGAUUCCAAUGGUGGGGUCACCCACCACUCUCCCACUCAGGUAUUGAAAAACUUUAGCGAAAUUCGGGUCUUGCGUAUUGAGCUUCCUAGUGGUGAAUUGGGUACCGAGGAUGGCGUUUGUUUGAAAUGGAGGGCUGAUUUUGGCUCCACCCUUGAUAAUUGCGUCAUCCUUGGUGCCUCGUCUGUGAUUCCAGGUAAUGGGUUUUUCGGAAUCGAUAACGGGAACGGGAAUGGGAAUGGUAAUGGGGUUGUAGAGGAUAAUGGGAGUAUACCCGAAUCGUUUUACACGAACGGGGGUUUGAAAUUGAGAGUGGUGUGGACUAUUAGCUCGUUGAUUGCUGCCUCUGCGAGGCAUUACUUGCUUCAACCGAUAAUCGCCGAGCACAAGACGUUGGAUAGCUUGGUUUUGACUGAUGCCGAUGGGCAAGGGGUCUUGUGUAUGAAUAAGGAACAGUUGGAAGAGUUGAGGGUGAAGCCUCUAUCAGCUUCGUCUGCAUCUAAGAGGACACUUGUUCCGGCUUUGAACAUGAGGUUGUGGUAUGCACCCCACUUGGAAUUGCCCGAUGGGACCGUGCUUAAGGGGGCAACAUUGGUUGCAAUUAGGCCCAGCGAACAGUCAGGUUUGAAGAAGGAGGGAUCGGAUGGGUCUUGGGUUUCGGCUGCGUUUGAGGAGCCGUAUGGGAUGGCGGCAAAAAUGCUGGUGAAGAGGAGGACUUAUUGUCUUGAGAUGAACUCCUUCUGAGUGGCAAUGGUGUUGAGGGUAAGUGUGUAUGAUAAGAAGAAAGAGGGUUCACAUAUUUGAGAAGGUAGAGGAGACACAAAAUUUUGUUUGCCCAUUGCUUAAUGCAAGUGCUUGUUUUGUCAAGCCCGAUAAUUCUUCAUACUUAGCAACUGAAAUGGUGUCCUUGAUCGAUUAUGCGUUGUGGAAUUGAUCCCAAUUACUGCUUCAACAAAUGGAAGGAUGGAUAAAAUGCAUUUGCUGCUUGUUUAAAUUUCAGGCAUAUGCUGUAAGUGUGCACACAAAAUCACUGACGAAAGUUACUGGGAGCAGCACUUAAAAAAGUUGAAAGGCGUUUGUAGAGUGCAGUACUCAUCAUGUACUCAGAAGAGACUAAUCUGGGUACCAUUGAAUCACGUCAACGUGACUAAUGCUGCAGAGCUCUGAGUUUGUAGUCUUUUGAAUGUCAAUCACCUCUAUAUAUGUGAAUAUUGUAGGUUUGAUUAUUGUGCCCUUGUGAGCAGUGUACUCUCCCUUUAGCUUUGUAUUUCAAGUCACUAGUUUUCUGGUUGUUGCAAAGCUUCUUGUAUGCAUGUUGAAAAUGGGCUCUCAUACCCUUGCAUCUUGUGACCACUUUUCUGUUUAGACUUGAGAAACGUCCACUUUCGUGUACUUCGAUCGUACUUCUUGUUGCAUAAACUAUCACGAGUUCAAAUA
Rhododendron vialii is the source of this 2271-nucleotide messenger RNA. Its product is annotated as F-box protein At1g30200-like. Gene Ontology annotation, molecular function: protein binding. Lineage: Eukaryota; Viridiplantae; Streptophyta; Magnoliopsida; Ericales; Ericaceae. The coding region runs from base 415 to 1578 and encodes 387 amino acids. The transcript has 2 exons. The record is from RefSeq and is a predicted model, not a curated record.